Messenger RNA from Acyrthosiphon pisum (pea aphid), 1383 nucleotides. Its product is annotated as putative malonyl-CoA-acyl carrier protein transacylase, mitochondrial. The transcript has 4 exons. Bases 155 to 841 code for a protein of 228 amino acids. The record is from RefSeq and is a predicted model, not a curated record. NCBI's taxonomy places the organism in Eukaryota, Metazoa, Arthropoda, Insecta, Hemiptera, Aphididae. Gene Ontology annotation, molecular function: transferase activity.
AGUUUGUGGGUAUGGGAAAAAAUCUGUUAGUGUUUCCUCAGGACCAAAAUCUAAACUGGAUCAGACCAUCUAUAGUCAACCAGCCAUUCUUGUGUGUUCUUUGGGUGCCAUUGAGAAACUAAAAGAAGAACAACCUAGUGCCAUUGAAAAUUGUAUGGCUGUUGCUGGUUACAGUAUUGGAGAAUUUGCUGCGCUUACAUUUGCUGGGUGUUUUUCUUUCGAACAAGCUGUUAGCUUAGUUAAAAUACGUGCUGAAGCCAUGCAUUAUGCGUCAGAAAUUGAACCAGGUGGAAUGGCAAACAUUUACAUAAAACCUGAUUCUAAAUUAAAUUAUGGUCUGAAAAUGGCCAGAGAUUGGUGUCUGGAUAAAGGAAUUGAAAAACCUGUUUGUUCUAUAUCAAACUAUUUGAAUCCUGAUUGUAAAGUAGUUGCUGGGCAUUUAGAAGCAUUAAAGUAUUUGGAAUCCAAUUUAAAACAAUAUAAUCUUAGAAAGAUGCAAAGGUUAAAUGUUUCUGGUGCGUUUCAUACAGACCUCAUGCGCCCUGCUGUUGAACCAUUUGCAGCUGCACUUUAUAAUAUAAAAAUAGCAGAACCUCUGAUAGCUGUCCACUCUAAUAUUGAUGGAAAACGCUAUCAGAACAGCGCUCAAGUGUUUAGAAAUUUACCCAAACAAAUAUACAAACCUGUGAAGUGGGAACAGACAUUACACAUACUGUAUGAACGUCCAGUGGGGUCAAAUUUCCCCGAUACCUUUGAAUGUGGACCUGGCUCAACCCUCAGAAGUUUAUUAAAAACAGUUAAUUCUAAAGCACAUUCUACGUGUAAGAAUAUUGAUAUUUAAUAUACAUAUUGAGAAGGUAGCUUUUAAUUAAAUAUGUAUUUGUAAUGCGACACCAGUUAAUUAUUCUCUCAAUAGCUAAUUCCUUCUACUGAGACUUAUAAAUUAUAAUCAAAUAAACUACAUCUGGUAUAUAUUAAGAUACAUAAUAACAUACAAUUGUAUAAUUUAAAAUACAAAUACCUUUGUAUCAGAAAUAAGUAAUUAUUAAACUUUUUGGCAUAAUUAUAAUUUAGCUCCCAAGAAAUUUUUAAAUAUUUAUAUUUAUUAAUUAUUCCUAUGUAGUUUUUGAUGAAACAAAUCGCCUGCCCCAACGAAAAAGGACGUAACUCACUUUUACGAUUUUUUUUUUUUCAAUGUGGUGUUACUGUUCUUCUGGUUGUCCGGCAACGCUGAUUGUUGUAUUUAAUCACACAAAGACGUUGUGAACAAUAAUAUUGAGUUACUACGAUCUUCGUCGGAAAUCCAGUAACACCAGUAAAACCACUUUGAAAAAAAAAAAAAAAAUAUCGCAAAAGUGAGUUACGUCCUUUUUCGUUGGGGCA